Plasmodium relictum is the source of this 819-nucleotide messenger RNA. RefSeq names its product zinc finger, C3HC4 type, putative. Gene Ontology annotation, biological process: sugar mediated signaling pathway. Bases 1 to 819 code for a protein of 272 amino acids. The transcript has a single exon. NCBI's taxonomy places the organism in Eukaryota, Apicomplexa, Aconoidasida, Haemosporida, Plasmodiidae. Gene Ontology annotation, molecular function: ubiquitin-protein transferase activity. The record is from RefSeq and is a predicted model, not a curated record.
AUGGAAUAUGAAAGAGAAAGAACUAGAAUAAGAAUAACCUUCAAUGAUUUUAUACUUAUCUUAUCAGUAUGUUAUUCUAUUGCAGAUAUAUUUAUUCAGUGGAAAAGCUUUUCUAAGUGUUAUAAGCCUAUACAGCUAUGGUUAGUCAUAUCUUUUAUAUCUAUUGUGCUAUUUAGAUUAUCACAUUUUUUAGCACAACAUUUAAGCAACGAAAAUGAUCAUUUUAUUAUAUAUAGAAGAAAUAAUCCACCAAAUUUUAUUAACUUUUUAGUUCUAUGUAUACUAUUCCCAUUUUUCAUAAUAUGGAAUGUUAUAGGCACUAUAUGGAUAUAUAAAAUAAUAAAGUACACACCUAAUUGUUUGCCUAGUAAUAGUCAUCCGUGGUUUAUUGUAUUAUGGAUAGUUCUUUGCUACAUCUGGAUUUUAUUAUAUUUAUUUUUUAUAAUUUUAUCUAUUUAUUUAGAAUAUCAAUCAAGAAUAUACGAAAGAGCUAUUAAUAAUAUGCAAUCAAAUGAUAUAUUUUCUAGGUGGAGUGAUAACAUUGACUUAAUAAGAGAUUAUGGAAUAUUUAUUUAUAGAAAAGGGUUGAGAUUGAAACAAAUUGAAAAUUUACCAUAUUAUUAUAUAAAAGACGUUUCACAUGAAACAAAAUGUUCAAUUUGUUUAAACGAUUUUCAAGUUGAUGAAUGUGUUAGAACUUUAUUGCUAUGUAAUCAUACUUUUCAUAAAUCUUGUAUUGAUUUAUGGCUAAUUAGAAGUGCAACUUGCCCCAAUUGCAAAUCCCCUAUUGCAACACAAGGUGUUUUCAUGAACAUUUAA